This is a messenger RNA of Callithrix jacchus (white-tufted-ear marmoset), 20356 nucleotides long. RefSeq names its product fibrous sheath-interacting protein 2. The record is from RefSeq and is a predicted model, not a curated record. NCBI's taxonomy places the organism in Eukaryota, Metazoa, Chordata, Mammalia, Primates, Cebidae.
AUGGAGCUGUACCUCAGCUGCUCCAAGCCUGACCAUGUCGCCGUCACCAAGACGGUCGCCAGCGUCCUGGCCGCAGACAGAGAGCAGUGCGGAGACGGCGUGCACAACACCCACUUUGUUGGAGCUGCUCAGCUAUUGGAUCUACCUCUCGGGGUCAAGCUGCCUGUGAUCCCCGGAAGCAAUGCUGUGUACUAUACUACAAAUAUCGGUGAAAAGCUUGUUCGACCUUCUUAUGGUUUUAACCUGACUGAUCCUUAUUGUCGACUUUUGGAAAACCAAUAUAACAGCCUCCAUGAUCCACAUUUAAAAGCAUACUAUAAGCGCAAAGAUAUUCUGAAGAGAUUAAAGAAAGGUGGCUAUGUCACCAGCAAUAAUAAAGUUGUAUGUACUUUGAGAGAAUUUAAUAAGUACAGGCAAUACCUUACCAGUUUAAAAUUAGACUUUGAAAGAAACUAUAUAAGAGAACAAAAAAUACUUGUGAAACAACUAUAUAACGUACCAGAAAACAAUCAAAUCCCUCAAUAUUCUGAUGUUGCCCAAGUCCAGAACUGGUUGUUAAAGGAGGGCACUGAAUCUGUCAAGGACCAGGAGCGGUUAACGAGGCAUAGAUAUUUGGAUAUGAUAAGUAGAAAACUAGAACAACUUGAACGCACAGCAGAAGAACAAUGCCUAUACCUGAUGGAUAGAGAAAAAAGACGACAGCGGGAACACACAAGAAGAAAACUUGCUCUUCGUAGAAAAAUCGAAGAGGAAUGGAAGGCAAAAGAAAUGUUACUUCUGACAAAGAUGGCAGAAGAUGUUAAAAGAGAAGAGAGGAUAAAAGAAAAACGGCAUAGAAACAGAAAAAAGAGUGUCAGAAAGAAACAAGAACUUCUAGAGAAAAAAAUGGCUUAUCAUUUACAAAAAAUGCAAGAUACUGGCAUUAAAGAAGAUAUGGGGAAAAAUACAUUGAAGUACAAAGGUCAAGAUGGAACAACACAUGCUUCUCCAAAGAAUAAAAGGAAGACUUCUGAAGAUAUCAUAUUAGUUUAUCCUGCUGGAGACGAGAAUACAUAUGAAAAAAUAUCUGGAAAUACAGCAACUGCUGGUCAUCAGAAUCAAAAUAGUUCAGAGAAUUUUAUUAAAAAAACCUCAACUUCUGUUGUUCAGGAAAAUGUGCAGUAUAAUGGUGUAAAUCAAAAGAGAGAUGGGAUGAUAUCUAAAAACUCAAGUAUUGUCAAUGAUAGAGGAGAUACUAACAUUUCAGGCCAAGAUUCAAUUAUUUCAGCUCAGGCAUCACCCACAAGAAAUUUAUCCAGACUUUCACAGGCAUUUUUGGAUCCUUCAAAAGAAGAGGAGACAAAUACUAAUCAUAAUGGAAAACCAACCAAGAGAUCAAGCUAUCUCUACAAAUCAGGACCUCAGGCUCAGGCUACAGACCCGGGUAUAUUUUCUUCUCCUGUUAACACAAAUAUGCAACAGAAUCCACCACAAAAUUGCUUGCAAGAAAAAGUAACUUCUGAAGAACUGAUUAUUAUAAUUCAGAAUAUAAUGACCUGGGUUGUGGCUACAGUGACUAGCAUAUUGUACCCAGCCAUCACAAAGUAUGAAGAAAGAUUGAGAAAUAAUACAUACCCAGCGUCCGAUAACUCCAUCCUCUCUUCAGAUAGUUCAAGUUUCUGUAGCACAUGCAGUGAAGACUUUGCAGAUAGAACCUACACAUCUUCAACAACUAAAACAUUUCAGGCAGAACCCUGUGCAUUUGCAGUUGACCUGUCAGUAAGGAGACCAACCACACCAAUAACUCCUGCACAUAAGGAAAGAACUGUUGUCGGGAAAACCUAUCAUGCAAAAGGACAAUCUAUAACUUCUACACUUAAAUAUAAUAAAAGCAACGUGCUAUGUUCAUACCCUAAGCUCAGAAGUUGUAAAUCAGAUAGUCAUCUUUUAGCAUCAUUUGAAACAAGCACAACAAAGUCUAAGGAUGCUACUACUGAAACAGAUAGCCUAGGGAGUUCACUGAUUUGUGAUAAAAAAGCAAAAGCCAUAGAUGAAAUGAAGAAUUUAAAAAAUGUUUUUGUUAACUUUAAAUGUCACUUGAAAGAGAAAACUAAAGUGAUUUUAGAAAGCAUCUUUCGUGAAAUAAUAUCUGAUUUAACCCAGGCCAUUCCCUCUCUCUCUUCUGUUACUGCUGAAGUUUUUGUUGAACAAUGUGAAGGUGAAAAAGAAGACUUGCCCUCCAAUGUUGAUAUUUGCUCAGUUGCUUCUGAGAUUGUGGAAAAUAUGCUUGAGAAGUUAGAGUCUGCAGUGGAUAAAAAAUGUGUUGAGAUGUUUUCACAAGAUGUACCAGUCAACAUUAAACCAAGCUUAACAGCCAGUGAUGAACAUCUCCCAUCAUCAAAUAAAAAACCUUUGACUGAUUCAAUGCCUUGUACUUUGGACCCGAUGUAUGAUAUUGCAGAGGACAUGGUGCAUGCCAUUUUAGAAAAGCUGAUGUCUCUUACUUCUUCUAAGCGAAAUGAAUUUCUUCUACUUAAAGAUUCGACUAAGCUUUCCUGCCAGCAACAUAAGACAGACCCAGUAUGUAUGUUCCUUCAGAGAGCUGGCAAAAAUAAAUCUAGUCUUGAAUCUGACGCAGCUAGUUUAACUGUCAAUGAAGAAAUACAAAAUUUACUAUCAAAUAUUUUUUCCCAGUCCUCUUUGAUUGGUUAUAUAGAGGAAGCAAUUAGUGCUAUACUAGGUUAUAUACAAACUGAACUAAAUAAUGAGAGAAUUAUUGCAUCUGAAGAAACAGUAGUUCAGCUACUUGAUGAUAUCCUUGCUCAGCUCCAUCAGGAACCAGCAAAGAAAAAUUUUCAAAAAUGUAGACAACCUAGAAUAAGUAGUCCUUCUGACACCAAAGAAAAGUACAGACUCGCUGGCACUAGAUUAUCUAAUAGUCCUAGGUCUAGAAGACCAUUUCUACCUAUAAAUGUUCCAGGCAUACUUCUUUAUUCUGAAGAUGAGGAGAUAGACAAUAUUGUAAAAACUGUGCUUGAUUCAGUUUUCAAAGAUGAAAAAGCAAAAUCACAAGAACAGAUUCCUGAUAAUUCAUUUACAAAGGGAAACACUUGUUUUGAAUACAAAAGAAAUACCAAACCACCUACAAAGCCUGUUUCUAGAAGCCAAGUUGCAUUUCCUGAUUGGGAAUUAAAGACUGAGCCACCAUCUCUUAAUCAUAAUGAUACUUUAAAGAAAAAACUUUGUUUGAAUAAAGUUAUUUUGACCUUCAGCCAAGACCAAAACAAGGCUUCAGAAAACAUAGUCACAAGUGUUUUAAAAGAAAUGCUCACGGACGUAUCUUCUGUUCCUCCUGGUCAUUUCAACAGCAAAACUGGCAAUGAAGCUUCAGUUCUUGCUUCACAAAAGCCUCAAGGACUGUCACAUCAAGAAUGGAUAGACCAGCUGUUUUCUGUUUCAGAAAUCAACACAGUGGCUCAAGAAAUAAAAGAUUCUGUGUCGAACAUACUUCAUAAGGCACCAAACUACAUUUCCAAUACCACUAAAAGUUGCAUUUCAUCAUCAGUUCAUCAGACUUCCUUAGAUAGUUCUGACACUGCACAUGGAGGCAAAGAAGCACCAAAUAAAUGUUCAUUAAAAACAUGGUUUGACAGUGAAAAGAAAAUGCAAUAUUUAUCUUCAUUCAAUAUUGAUUCUGAAAAGCCUUCCUGGUUAAAAUCUGGAGAAAGUGAACUUAAACCUGUAGAUGACAUUAAUGAUAAACUAAAGUUAUUUAUUUGUCCAAAAUUGCAUAUGGGCUUCAAAUCUUUACUACAAUCUCAACUUAGUAAGUACACAGCUAAAAUAGUGAACAUUGUUUUAUGUGCUAUCCAGAAUGAACUGGAACUCCGUAAGAAAAACCUAAAUUUUAUGGAGAUUGACCAUACCAAAUCUCUUAUAGCUAAUACUAAAAAAUUAGAAUCUCUUGUCACAAGUAUUGAUGAUGACAUUUUGGCAAGUCCAUUAUUAACAUGUAUUUAUGAUAUGUUAUCCAGCAAAAAUGCAGAUCAAAGAAACAUUUCACUUUCUUCAUGUAUGCAAAAGUCUGCAAAUGACAGUGUUGAUGAACAAAGCAUUUUGCCAAAUAGGCAGGAUAAAAAAUCUUUUCACAAAUAUAUGGCUACUCCUUGUGCUCUCCACAGUGUCAAUGAUGAAAAAGGUACUCAAAAUAAUGCAAAAUUGGAAGUGUUAGAUAGAAUUGGGGAAACACUGUUAAGCAAGCUCCUGGGAAGCCAAGAGACUACCAAUAAGAAUCAGAAAAUGGCUGCUGCAUUGCAGUGUAAUAUUCAGUUAAUUUCCAAAGCAAUUUUUGAUUAUAUCCUUGCAAAAUUAUCUGGUAUUGACAUGGAUACCAGUUUUGCAAGUUGUGGAUUAAAAGCCAUCUCAGAGUCUCUUGACAUUGACAACCCAUCAUUUGCUUCAAUUAUUGAGAAAAUGGCCAAAUCUACCAAAAUAAUCUCCAGCAUAGUUUCCAAAAUGGUUCAGGAGGGCAAUAAAGAGGGAACUCAAAGUAAAGCAAAACCUGUUGCUCCUGUGUCUUCCAAAGCAGAGAGCCCAAAAGAAAUGCAUCCAAAUAAACUGAAAGCUGUAGCUUCAGACAUUCUUAAUAUGGUUUUUGCUAAACUGAAAGGGUUUGCCGAUGGAUAUUUAGAAAUUCUGGAUGCUAUUAAUGAUGAAAAUAAGAAAAGCAAUAAGAUGGGCUGGGAAAGCACCAAUAUUUUCAGAGACACACAUGAAGAAUCAUUUUUGUCUGCUUUAUACACACCUGCAAAGAAGGUAUCAAGUGCUAUCUUGAAGGCUAUUCAAACAGAAUUAAAUGUGACUUCAUCGGACUUGAGGACAAGUGUAAAAUCCCUACCACCUGAGACUCAGAUUCUUACGGAUGUAGUCAAAUUAAUUUUAGAUGCACUAUCUUCAGAUAUGUUUAAUGAAACUGAAUCCAAAGAGGGAGGCAUUGAAACUUAUCGAUACAGGCCAACAUAUGGAAGUCUUCCUGGAGGAGCUGAAUCAGAUUCAUUUCUAGAAGAUGAGGCAUAUACAGAGAAAAAAAUUACUGAUGAUAGAUCACUACAAAGAGAAGAAACGAACACACAUUCUCUUAAACAAUGGGCUCUAGAAAAAACCUUAAACAAAAUUGAAGUAAAACUCAAAGAACCAAAUAUAUCUCCAAUUGCUCCCAUCAUGAGAAAUAUUUUGAAUGAAAUUUUUCAAAGUACUUUAAUCAAUCAAUUAAAUGUGCUUUCUCUCUCCCACUCUCAUUUUAAUGGCAUGCCUCACAAUGUUGAUGCGCCAGUUGCCCAAACACCUGUUCAAUGUAUGGAUAAAAUGAUGGAUCCUUUAAUUUCUGAAGCAGAUAUAACCAUAGUAACAGAAAAUAUUGUUAAAACUGUAUUUCACAAACUUUAUUCAGCUGCCAUGACAGAAAGAAAUGUAAGGAAAAAUAGGUAUAAAACUAUGAAUUUUUCAGCAAAUAUUUCUUUUCAUGAACACACCUAUGAAGGAAAGUCCUCUGUCACUGCAUUGGAUAAAAAUCCAUGUGCUUUUCAGUCUAGAUUCAGUGUAGCUGACAAAGAGGCAAAGGUAAAUGUAGUUGAAGAUAUUGUACAGGCAAUAUUAACAAAUUUGGAAACGUUUGCUACUUCCAAAGUAAAAUCUCUCUUUUGUUCCCAAGUCAACAUUACAGUUCCAGUGCAAGAUCAGAGUACAUUGAGCAAAGCAUUAUCAGCCAAAGAUCCAUAUUCUGAUGAGCAGUUUUCCUAUUGCUCAGUAGAUUAUACUAAGUCAGGAGAGACCAACUUGUGCCAACUGUCUUUGUCUAAAUUAAAUACUUAUGCACAACAAGUGGCUAGAAAAAAUUUACAAGAAAUUAAACAUGAAUUAGAUAAAGAAAAGGAAAAUCAUUUCUUAACUCACGACAUUGGGAUUUCUAAAAGUAUUGCAAGUCAAAUUGUUAACACAGUGUUAGACAUUAUAUCAUGUAAAGGCAAGUGUAACAAAAACAGUUCUGAUAAUGAGAUUGAUUUGGAUCAGCAAAAAGGUGUUAUUGAAAAGCUGCUCAAUAAAACCGAAUAUCAAAAAGCACUUCAGUUUCAAAUACAAGCUACAAUUGAAGGAAUCUUAUGUGAUAUUUAUGAGAAAACCCUGUUUCAGAAUAAUCUGUCAUUUGCCACACCCACUCUGAAAUGAGCUGAUAAAUAUUCAAAAGAAAGUUCUGAAAUGUUCAUGGAAGGUGCAAAUAAGUUUAUUCCUAAGCUUUCAGUUCCUAAAUCAGAUGUCAUUUUGAUAUCCAAUGAUAUCGUGAAUAUUGUUCUUCAUAAUCUCAGUUCUGCUGUCAUGCUUAUCAUAAAUGCAAAGAAUCCUACUUCUGCAACAUUGCCCCUGACCUUUCCGGAUAUGUUUCCAAAAAUAGACUGUCAACAACCUCUUAGGGGGUCAAAAACUGAAAGAAAAACAGAGUGUUAUUUAUAUUCAAGAAAUCAGAAAUCAGCUUAUGCUGAUGAUAAUCAUUUAACUGUAGUAGAGAAAGAAGACAUCCAGAAAUUUGCUGCUGAUUCAUGUGAAGAAAAUGCUAACUUCAUUACUAAAACUAUUUUUAAUCGUUUAGAAUCUUUUGCCACAAAAAGAGUUGAUUCAUUAAUUGCCCUUGCUUUCCAACAUAAAGAAAAGUCAUUUGUUAUCCCAGUGGAAAAUUGUAAACAAAAUGACAGCAUCUUUUAUGAUUCAAGCCAAGUGGAAUCAGAUGUGAAUGUCCUGAAAAUAUCAGCAACUGAAACCAAUCUUAGCCAAGAGCUCACAGAUUUCACUUUUGCCAGUCAUGGAGAAAAACUUGGAUCCACAAUUCACCUAUCACAAGCUAGCCUUAAGACAUAUGCUGACAUCAUUGCCAAUGCCAUUUUGAAGCUUAUUCAAAAUGAUUUAGACUUAGAAAUUCAAAAGAUAUAUUCAUAUUCAAACAAUAUUUUGUUCGAAGAAAACAUCAUUGUGAGUGCAAUUGUUGACAGUAUGUUAAAGACGUUAGAUGAUAAAAGAUCUGUAAAGGAAAUUGGUUUCAAUUCAAAAGAUAAUCCUAACGUCUCACAGUUAACUUUAUCAAAUGAAAUAUUGCUGGGGCACAAAGAGAAGCAAAUAAAUACCAAACAAUCUCUGUUUACAAAGUAUCCAUUAGAACAAAACUUGGAAAACAAAAGCCAGAUAAUUGUUUUGGAAGAAAUAUUUAUGAGAAAUGGAGAAUCAAAACACAAAGAAAAAGUUGAACUGCUCAGUGCAGUGGAAGAACUUUUGAAUAAGUUGUAUCAAAGAAUAAUGGAAGUCAUAGGCUAUUUGCCUCCAUUUAAUGAAACUUCUCACUUUAUAUCUAAUUCUAAAAUUAAAACACUAGACACAACACAGAAGAACAGUUUUCAAUCACAUAUUAACAGUGUAGCAAAUGACAUAGUUGAAAGUGUUUUGGGGAAAAUGUACUUGGUAGUUGUGACAUCAUUAUAUGAAAAUAAAAGUAGGAGAGAAGUUGAAACAUCUCACUGCAAUGAUUCCUUACCAAUGAAACCAUUAAGGUUUAGAGAAACUAAACAAGCAGGAAAAAUAAAUAAUUCCCCUAAAUAUGUGAUACCACAGGCUUUUUCUUAUGCAGACAAUCAAAAUAUCUCUGUAAUGGAUUUACCAUUGCAAGUGAAGAAAGACUUAAUUCAAAUGGUUCUCAAUAAGAUUACAAAUUUUGUCUCACUUCAUCUAGAAGAGAGUUUGUCCCCUGAACAUUGUGCUGAUAAGUUGAAGCUUUUAAGGCCACACACUUUUAAGGUCAACCCUAAGGACAGCCCUAAGCCAUGCUUUCAAGCAAAUUCAAAAGCAAGAUCAAAAAUUACCACUUUGCCUAAAUUUACAAAAAAAGCACACUUAGGACUGAGUGCUGCUAAGGCCAAAAGCAAAACCAAGUUAGGUCUUAGAGAGGAGACCCCAAAGGACAGCCAAUCCAAAACUGCCAUUGGGUUGUCACACAUCAUGUCAACUGGAGACGCCAAAAACUUACUAGAUGCAAAAUUGCCCACUUCAGAACUAAAAAUAUAUGCCAAAGAUAUAAUAAUUAAUAUCCUGGAAACAAUUGUGAAGGAAUUUGAAAAGGUAAAGCAAACCAAAGCCUUACCAUGUGUAGCAGCAGGUAAAAUAGUUAAUACAGUUUUGCAAGAAUUAUAUGUUACAAAUAACUGCAAUUUGGCUUAUCCAAUCAAAUCCUCACAUCUCAAACUUUCACAGGGGAAUAUAAGCCCAGGAUCCCUUGUGAAACAAGAAUGUUUUUACUUGGAGAACGUUUCUUCACAGCUAGAAUACAUUUUUCCUAGAGAAGGUAUAUUUAAAAAAUUGUUUGAGAAGUGGCAAACAGAAUCAAAUGACAAGGAAAAUGAAAAGUGUAAGCUACUGAUGAUAGCCGAAAAUGUUUUGAAUGAAAUUUCAAUAAAAGCAAACGAAUUAGUAUAUUCUCUUUCACUUUUAAAUUUGCCACCUCUUGAGAAUUGUGAAAGCAGGCUAUAUAAUCAUCUUAAAGGAGCUUCUACUGGAGCUGAGGAUAGCAAAGCACAAAUUAAUAUGUUUGGAAGAGAAAUUGUUGAAAUGCUAUUUGAAAAAUUACAGCUUCCAACUCCAGAUAGUAAAGAGACUCUAGCAGACAGUAAAGAAUACAUUACAGCUAAAAAUAAAUAUGGUUUUCCAAACAAGCAUAGCCUCAGAAGUUUACCAAUCUAUAACACAAAGACAGAAGACCAAAGUUCUAUGGGCUCUAGCAACCACAUUGUUCAAGAGAUUGUAGAAAGGGUUUUAAACAUGUUAGAGUCAUUUGUAGACUUGCAGUUUAAACCUAUCUCCAAAUAUGAGUUUUCUGAAAUUGUGAAAAUGCCUAUAGAAAAUCUUUUUUCUACCCAACAGAAACUAUUAAACAAAGAAAUGUUGCCAAAAUUACAACCACUUAAAGUGUUUCCUGAUGAAUCCAAGUCAAAUACUAUUAUUUUUAAGGAAAACAUACAGGAUAUCCUUCUACGGAUUCAUUCAUUCCAUUCACAAUUACUGACAUAUGCUGUUAAUAUCAUCAUUGACAUGCUUGCUGUAAUUAAGAACAAGCUAGACAAUGAAAUGGAACCAUCUUCAAUUAACAUAUUGAAAGAGAACAUUGUAGCAAGUGAGAUCAUUGGCGCACUAAUACACCAGUGUACUUAUUUCAAUGAGUCUUUGAAACAAAACCCUUCAAAGGAAAGUUUAUUCCAUGGUGCUGAAAAUGCCUACGUUGUUAAUCAGCUUGUAUUAGCAACUAAUAUGAAAACAUUCACCUCAAAGUUAAAGGAAGGUGGUUUGGGGAUUCAUCCUUCACAAGUGACUAUAACUGACUUUAUGUUUUGUUCAGAUGAAGAUAUGAAAGAAAAGUACAGGGUUUUAUCAAAUUUACCCACCUCUGUCAGAUCCUCUGUAGAAGACAGAUUUAAAAACUCAGAGCCAACGAAAAGGCCUGAUUCAGAAACUAUGCCAUCAUGUUCUAGAAACAAAGUACAAGACCACAGCCCAAGGAAAUCUAACUUUGGUCAUUUUGAUGAGAUCACGAAAGAAAAUAACUCCCUCCCUGAAGGCAGUAAAAAGCUGUUUAGGAAAGCAAGCAGCUCCACAGAAACAUCGUUAAAGCAAGUCUUGUCAUUCAGAGAAAUGGGAAAAGGUGAAAAUCUAAGAGCGUUUCAUUAUGAUACCCUAAAACCAGUUGUUGAACCAAAUCAAAUUCAGACAACCGUUUCUCCACUCAAAAUAUGUUUAGCUGCAGAAAAUAUUGUCAAUACUGUGCUAUCCAGCUGUGGCUUUCCAAGUCAACCACGCACUAAUGAGAAUAUGGAAAUAAUGAAGCCAUUUUUCAUAUCAAAACAAAGCUCUUUAUCUGAAGUAUCUGGAGGACAAGAGAGUAAGGAAAAAAGUGUUCUUAGAAUGCAGGAUAAAAUAAUCAGCUAUAUAUCUGAAGAAGAAAACAAAAACCUUGAAGCCAGCAGGGAAGAUUCUUCUUUCCUGCAGAAAUUGAGAAAAAAGAAUUACCCAAACAUAGAGACUCUGAAAGAAGUUGAAGUCUUUACUUUUGCAGCAGGUCCCAAUGAAGUUCAUCUGAUAGCAAGACAUGUCACCACAUCUGUGGUCACAUAUUUGACGAACUUUGAAACUAGAGUUUUUAGUGAGGAGAAGAUGUCUACGGUUUCUACAUGGUCAAGGAAAAAGUAUGAAUCAAAACAGCCCCUAGGAAACAUAUAUAAUGAUUCCUCAAUUUAUCAUUGUUGUGAAUAUCUCACUAAAUCAGUACUUUAUCAUUUAACUUCAAGCAUUUCUAAUGGCACCAAGAAGGGUAGAGAAAAAGAGAAAGCAUGGGAAAUUCAUGAAGAAGCAUUUAUCAAGAUUAUUUCAAUUCAUUCUCAAGUGUUUGCGAACAUUUCCAUUGGAAAACUUGCUUUAUGUAUUUCUGAAAUCAUUAUUAAAAUCCUUUUUAAUAAUAAAAUUAUACAGGCUGACAUUGCACAGAAAAUGGUUUCCAUACCAACAAAAUACAUUUACUGUCGAGGAAUAGCUUCUAGUGGCUUUGAUGACCUCUUUCAGGAUCUCUUAUUAGGAGUGAUUCAUGUACUGUCCAAAGAAAUAGAAAUAGAUUAUCACCUUGAAAAAAAUGGAAGAAACAAAUCAUUUUCUAUGCAUAGAAAUAAUAGUGUUUACAUUUGCAACAAAAUCAACAGACAGGCAGGCCCCAGAGACUGGAAGUUAUCAAUGAAACAAAUUGAUCAACUUUUUCAAAAAAAUAAAUUAAAUUACCUUGCAUGUAAGUUAAACAGCCUGGUUGGUAACCUAAAAACCAGUGAAUCCAAAGAAGUUGUCAAUAAAGUUUUUAAUAUUGUUUCAGAUUUAUUUUCACCAGAUGAAUGCCUAGAUAGGACAGAUUCUGGUAAAUUACAAGGAACAUUUGUCUCCUCCUCAAAUAAUGAACAACCUAAUAGCAUAUUUAGAAAUAACUCACAGCUCUCCUCAAAAUCAGUUUUUCUUCUAAGUGUUGUAUGUGAGAAACUUAUCAGAAUACUUUUGGAAGAAUGCACAAGCAAUGUCUUUCUUGAUAAUGGAUCUCUUUCAGAGGAAACAUCAGCAGAAGAAUGUCAACUUUUAAACAUGCUUCAAAGUAUAGAAGAUGGAAAAUCUGAUUAUUGUAACAGAGGAAUGAACUGUGAAUGCCUUCAAGGAGAUUACAUGUCAGACCUUUUGGAAAAUGUGGCAGAAAUUGAUCAAGACUUACUGUCAUCAGACUCUAUGCUUACUAUUAUUUCCCACAGCUUGGUUAAAUCAUUGAUGAACAAAUUAUCUCACAGUAUACAACAAGCUCCCGAAAGUCUACCUUUUGCAAAUGAGCAUUUGAACUACCAAACUCACAAAGCAAGAAAGCCAGAAUUAACAGAAUUAAGACAAAGUAAAUAUUCUUUAGGACUCAGGAGUUAUGACAGUAAUUCUUUGACAGUAUCCCUGAAUAAUCCCAAUGUGGUUAGCUCCAAAAUGCAAGCACCAUUUGGCAAGCAUUGUGCAGUGAAAUCCUCUUCCAUGUCAUCACUUGAAAGCCAGAGAACAAAAGAAAUGGAUAAUGUAGCCAUUCCUAAUAAGCUACAUCAGGAAGGUAUAUAUGCUGGUGUUUAUUCAGCCACAUUUUUGGAAGGAAUAAUUUCAGAAUUGUUUUUUAAUCUCUCUACUGCAUUGUGGGGCAAAAAUAAAAACAUCACUCUGUCCUGGCUCAGUGAGAUGAAUACAUUAUUUGUCAACAACGUAGUGAAUGAAUUUAAUAAUGCUCAAGUCACUGUUCUACGGAAUGCUGAAGAAAGACUGUGUUUUCCACCAGUUCAUACAGAAACUGUUAACAAAAUUGUCACCUCUUAUUAUGAUGUUUUACAGCAGUAUGAAUUAAAAGUAGCCUGCAGUAAUGAUCUGGUAUAUGACAAUGCCUCAAUAGCAGAACAAAUAACAAAUGGCAUAUUGUUAGAGGUUUUAGACUACAAACUGCCAUCUUUCCUCAGGGAAUUUCUCAUACCCCAUUCAUGUUACCCUCUCAAACCUGAAAUUAUAUUGCAAAAGCUUCAAAAUAACCUGAGAGAAUUUGCUUCCCUACCCAGGUCUUCAUCAGACUAUAGUACCAUGUUAUCACAUUCAUUUUUAGAAGAUGUCAUCAGAAGGCUUUUAUCUCGGCUCAUUCCUCCACCCAUUACAUGUUCCCUUUUAGGAAAAAAACAUUUAAUGGGUUCAGAUUUUAAUGAAAUGUCCACCUGUAUAGUAAAUAAGGUUAUGUCAGCCAUUUCAAAACAUAAAAUCUGGUUGACAAUAUAUGAUAAUAAAUAUCUAUACACUGGAAAAAACCUACAGAAGAUGGUUUAUGGUAAUAUUUUGCAAAUGUCUGACUCUGUUGUUUCUAUACAGAAAAGUAUAGUAAGCCAAAACCCAAUUAUGGUUGACCAAAUAGCCGGUUUUAUCAUCCAAGAGAUUAUUGAAAAUCAUCUUCAACCAUUGAGUGGAGAGGUUUUAUGUCAUUCAAAGAAUCCACUGGAUCCAGUAUCUACUAUGGUUAAACAGGUUCUGAGUGAAGUGACAGAGUUACACAGACCUCAGAAGCAAUCACCUUCAAGUAUUCCCCCUUAUUCAUUUGUAAAGGAGAUUGUUGCCAGACUUUUGUCAAAGAUUUUCACCCCAAACCAUAACACCAAAAUUGAGUUGAAAAACAUGACUCAAAGAAUAGUAAACUCUGUAAAUAGCCAUUUUGAUAAAACUAAAAUUCACACUCUCUGUGAUGACAAAGAACAAUCUUUCUCCUCUUUCAAUACAGAUAUUGUGGAUGAACUUGUCACCUCAGUUUACAGAAAUGCUUAGCAUGGGCUAGACCUUGCUAUUGAUAAAGAGUCUGAAGAUAGUGGCAUUUUUGUGGAAAAUAUUACCAAUCUAAUUGUAGCAGCUUUUUCAGACUACCUUCUUCAUCCUCUGUUUUCUGGGAAUUUGUCAGCUUCUACUGAUUCUAAUUCAGUGGCUGAGAAUAUUGUUCAGGACAUCCUUACUAACAUCAGUAAAUCUACUGAGCCAAGCCAGAGUUUACCUCUAUAUAACACCUUGCUGCCAUACACAUUUUUAGAAGAUAUGAUCAGAGUACUAUUAUCUAAAUUAUUUUCUUCUGCAUCUAGCCUGGCUCUAAACAGAGAAACCCAAAAAGAUUUGUCAAGAUCGAAUUUCAAUGAAACUGCUUCAAACAUAAUUAGUGAUAUUAGGUUGAAAAUUUCUCAACAUAAAAUUCAAUUUUCAAAAGAGGAAGAAAAAAACAAAUUUAUUUAUUCAGAAGAUGAUAUUCAGCACCUUGUUGACUCAGUAUUUGAAAAUGUGCAAACUUCUGGGUCUCAAGAAUCAGCUGCGCAAAAUAUCACAAGCAGUAAUGAUGUUCUUAUUGAAAUAAUAGCAGGCUUCAUCAUUAAACAUGUAUGUCAAAAACAUCUUCAGCCAUUUGUGAAUGGAAAAUCAUUACCUUCAUCAGACACAUAUUUUGAUGAUGAGAGAAGGCAGUUAUUUUAUACCAGUGUUUACUCUUCAACAUUCUUGGAAGAUGUAAUCUCUGGAGUUUUAAGAAAAAUAUUCCAUCGGGUAGUAGGCAUUGUACAAACAAAAUCCAUGGGAGACUCAGAAGAUGAACUGUUUGAGAAAGCUGAAGAACUCAUACAUUUGAUAACAGGGGAAUUCGCAAAAGCCCAAGUUACCAUUAUAGAUAAUACUGAGGAAAGAUUUUGUUUACCUCCAGUGGAAGGGGAUGCAGUCAAAACAAUUGUUGACAUGGUGUACAGCAAAGUUUUGCAAGAAUAUGAAAUGGAAGUAUUGCCAGAUUUUCUACAUGACACAAAGACAUUGGCUACCAGAAUAACUAGGAUCAUCCUGGCUGAAAUUUUUGAUUUCCAAAUUCAUCCAGAUGUUAUAGCAAGUCUGCCUUUUAAGUCACAUUCCAAACUCAGCACAAAUGUUUUAAUAAAGAGAGUUCAAGAUGAUAUAAGUAAAUCAAGAUUCCAAAGACAAGCUUCAACAACGUAUAUGUUAUCACAUAGUCAUUUGGAAAAAAUCGUCACUCAGCUUAUAUCUCAGAUGAGUCCAUUGGACACCAGUGCAGAACAGUCAGAUACUACUAAAUCAGACUUAAGUAAUACAGUGAUAAAACUGAUAAGUGAAAUUAUGUCAAUAAUUUCAAAACAUGAAAUAUGUAUUAUUAAAUAUGGGAAUAAAAGACAGAGUAUGAUUUCAGCAAAAGAUAUCCAGUCUAUGGUUGAUUCCAUUUAUGGCAUAAGUGACAUACCUGUUUCAAAAAUAGCAAGUUUUAUAAUAAAAGAAGUCUUUAAUCAUCAUAUUCAAUCAUUUUUAUCUGAAGAUAAAACUCUCCUUUUGGCUGCAGUUGAUCAAACUUACAAAUUGAAAACAAUAGAUCCUAAACAAAGAGAAUUAUCUUUUACUGUGAACUCAUCUGUCUUUUUGGAGGAAGUAAUUUCUGAACUUUUAUGCAAAAUUCUUUAUGCAUUUUCACAUAAUAUGUUGGUUACUGAAAAUCCAGAUAGAGUGAAACCUGAACUUACCAGCAUUGUUACAACGUUGGUAAAUUCAAUUGUUCUGGAGUUCACCAAAUCAGAGAUUUCAGUUGCAGAUAACUUUGAUGAAAAUUUACCUUUCUCAGAAAGAUAUAAAGAAAUGGUACAAAAAACAGUCAUCUCAGUAUAUGGAAAAAUGUUAGAUCAAUAUAAAUCUCUGAUUCAAAUACACAGGGUUAUACAAAGUGACUUUGGUAGGAAAAUAUAUUAUUUGCUAUUGGAAGAAAUUUAUGACUAUCAGGUGCAGUCAUUAGUUUCAGGAGAAUUGCCAUUGUCUUCUUAUUCUUACCCCCAAGCUGAUAAUAUCAUCAGAAAUGUGCUUAACCUAAUCACAAAGGAUAGCCAUGCCUUGCCAUCAUAUAUGACUGUGUGGCCUCAUUCUCUUUUAGAAGACAUAAUUUACAGGCUUCUAGUGCAUAACUUCCCUUCAACUCACACUGAAAAUGAACUAAAAGAGGAAGAGAUUUCACCAGAUGAUGAACUUGUGGAUGCAGUUUCAAAAUUGACUGAUGAAAUUAUAAAAGAAAUUUCUGAACAUGAAGUUCGACUUUCCAUGGCAGAGGAUAAUGCAGAAAGUAUGCAGUUAGAACCUAUUGAAAAUUUGGUCGACUCUAUAUGUAAUAAUAUUUUGAAAACUUCUGAAUUCCAAGCUGAAGUACAAAAAGAUGCAGGCAAAAAAGGAUUCCUCAGUAAAAUAGCUGGUUUUAUUAUGAAGGAAAUCAUGUAUCAUCAUUUACAGCCAUUUUUCCAUGGUGAAGAAUCAUCUUUCAGUGACUUACCCAAUCAUGACCAUGUCUCUGAACUUGCUAAAUCUGGUAAAGAAAAGACACAGCCCUCUCUAUAUUCAGCUACAUUGGAAGACAUAAUCAUUAACCUGGUUCACAAAUUUUGUUGUCUCCCUGUUACUGCUGAAGAUUCUAGGAAAAAAGAAAUGGCAGAGCCAGAUAUUAUGGGGUUGGCUCUAAAAUUUGCAAAUUCUCUGAUAAGGGAAUUUAAAAAAAGUCAAAUAAAAGUUUUACCAAAUGCUGAGAAAAUGUUUUCUUUUCCACCAGUUGAUAAAGAGACAGUUGAUAAAAUAUCCAAUUUUGUAUAUGAUCAGUUCAUAGAAAAAUUCACAUCUAAUAAUACUCAGAAAGGUGAUGAAAGUAACAUUGCUAUAGGGAUGAUUGCUUCUCUAGCUCAGAAGGCAAUGUCUACAUUCAAGAUUCAACCACUUUUUUCAGGAGACUGGUCUUCCACCUUCUUUUCAUUUCUAAAUCCAGAUAAUAUCACCCAGAGGGUUCGACAUCUACCACAAAACACCUCUACACAAAUAAGCAGAUGCUUAACAGAGAACCAACUCCCUUUAUCAGAUCAAUCAUAUAAAGAUACUUCUUCCACCUCAGACUGCAAAAGCACAAUGAGCCCUUUGCAAAUAAAUAGAGGUACAGUGAGUAGAAAGAAAAGUUUUAAAACCAAGGACACAUCAAUGACAAAAGGGGACAUCCAAAAUCCAGUACUUGGCUCUACAAAUGCAAUUAUGAAAAGCAGCAUAAUUAAACUGAUAUCAGAGUCAGCCACAGGUGCGACAAAUAAGAAGAAAGUGGAUGGAAAUAAAGUGGGAAUUUGUACUCAAAAACAUAGUGAGAAUGUAUCAAAAAUCACUUCUUUAACUACUAGUGUGAAAAGUAGACCAAAUUUGAGUGAAACAUUUAAAAAUAAUGAAAUCGAGAAGAAAAGAAAUUUAAUUCCAAAAUAUAAAGAAGGGCAGGAUGAUGAGGUACACACACAUUUUCCCUUAAUAAUUGAUAAUAUAGAAUAUGAGAAGGAAGUACUUGGAUCAGAUUCUGAAAUAGGCUAUAAAAAGAAGAUUGACAGUGCAAAAGAAAGAUCAUUUAAAAAAGAUGGGAAGGUCUUUCAGUUACCUUCUUCAAAGUCCAGGAGAAAUUUAAGGACUACAACGGAGACUUUGGAAAUAGGGACUCAAAGCAAUGAAGGGAGAAGAGAGUCUCCAACCCAAACAGAUAUGGAUGAGGAACACCACUCAGAUUAUGAAAAUGUUCAAUAUGUCAUUGAAAAUAUUUAUGGGGAUGUUUUACAACGAUCUUCUCCAGAACCAGCAUAUUAUUCAACACUCAGUUAUGACAAAAGCCCCCCAGGUGAUAAUGCAUUAAAUGUAAUUCAGGAGUCAAGGGAUUCAGCACAGUCUGUUACAACAAAAAACGUAUCCUUCUCAACUAACAAAAAUGUCCCUGCCAAAGAAAAAGAAGAGAAAGAGAGCGAAAAAGAGGAAGUAAGAGAGGAGAUUAAAAGUGAACCCAGAAAACCAGACAGCCCUCAGUACCAACCAAAAAAUAAACCUGGAAUUUUUCCUGCUAAAUUUUUAGAAGAUGUUAUUACUGAGAUGGUUAAAAAAUUGAUCUUUUCUUCUAUACCAGAAACACAAAUACAAGAUAGAGGUCAAAAUGUCCGUGAUGAGAAAAAUCAAGCUGAACUCUAUGACACUGCUAUGAAACUCAUCAAUUCACUAUUAAAGGAGUUUUCAGAUGCUCAAAUUACGGUUUUCAGACCAGACAAGGGGAAUCAGUUUUUCCCACCUGUGGGAAAAGAGCCAACAACAGAUGAAGCACCAUCCAGCAUUAAGAUAAAAUCCGCGGAUAAAAUGCCACCUGUCGAUAAAAUGACAAAACCUUCAGUUAAGAUACCAUCAACUGACAAAACAUUGGUCAAUAAAGUUGUUCACUCUUCUGUUUGUAAUAUUUUAAAUGAAUAUGGAUCUCAAGACUCUAUUUGUAAGAAUAUAAACAGUAAUGGAGAAAAUUUAGCAAGAAGACUAACUAGUGCAGUGAUAAAUGAAAUUUUUCAACAUCAGCUUAACUUGAUAUUUUGUGAUGAGGUUUCAGCUUCAGCAUGUUUGCCUCUGGAAUCUAAGGAUGUUGUUAAAAAGGUCCAAAAGUUGGCCCAAACAGCCAGCAAAGAAUGUCAAACUUUAUCACCAUAUACAAUAAUAUUACCUCAUAAAUUUUUAGAGAAUGUGAUUUCUGUUCUUUUAUCUAAAAUUUUCUCAAUAAUAUCCAGCACAGAAACAAGAAAACUUGAGGACAAUUUGUUCACAGAACUGGAUUUCUUUCAAAUUAAGUUAGUAAGUGCAGUUGCAACAGAGAUCUCCCAAAAUAAACAUUUGAUUAUACAGUAUGUAGAAUCCUUACAAUCUGAUGAUCAUGAAAUUACUCAGUUAGUGGUUCAGUCUGUUUAUAACAAUCUCUUGCUACAGUUUGGAUCACAAGAGAUCAUACAGAAUUGUGUCAUCAGUGGAUGCAAAAUCCUUUCAGAAACCAUAGUUGACUUGGUUCUACGAGAAGUGGCUGGCAAUCAUUUGCAGAGCUAUUUUUGUGGAGAGCUAACUCCACAUCAGUGUGUGGAAGUUGAAAAUAUCCUUAAAGAUGUUUUCCAAACUACUGAUGUGCCCUUACCUAAACCAUCACAUGCUCAUAAGCUGUCUUAUAACAUAAUAGAAGAAAUUGCUGUGAAAUUUUUAUCAAAACUUUUAUCUGUAUUUCCAAAAGUGCAUAAAGAAAAAACCAAAUCCUUAGAAACUGAAAUGCUAAAAAUAACUUCAAAAGUAUUAAAUUCAGUCCAAGAAUUUAUCUUUAAAAGUAAGAUUAAACUUGUAGCACCCACCAAACCUACUGUACCUGUAGCUGAUAAUGCAACUAUUGAAAACAUAGUUAAUUCUGUUUUUACCAGUGUUUUAAAGCACUUUGGUUCUUUUACUUCGAUAUUUAAAGAUUUAAUGGGUAAAGGUAGUGUCCUCUCAGAUAUAAUAGGCUUUUUAUUGGUGAAUGUAAUAUCCAAUUCUGAAUUUCAACCUCAAGUAGAGGAAGAAGUAUCAAAUUCAGAAUUAGUUCUGGAAGCUGUCAGAAUUAUGGAAAAAGUGACCAAAAUUAUUGAUGAACUUAAGUCUCAGGAAAAGUCUUCAUUCAGAAAAGGUUUGACAUUAGAUGUCAAACUUUUAGAAGAGGUGUUGGCCUUGUUCUUGGCUAAACUAGUAAGGUUGCCAAGUUCCUCAAACAUAGAUGAAAAAAACUUAUCAAAGCCUGAGUUAAAUAAAAUUGCAUCUCAACUGACAAAAUCUGUAACAGAUGAAAUUUCCAGACGUAGCAUUAGUCUUGAAAAACACUGUUUAAAUCCAGAAAAUAUAGAAAGGGUUUAUCAGGUUGUUAAUUCUGUUUAUAGUAACAUACUACAACAAUCAGGAACCAACAAAGAACUUUAUUAUGAUAUAAAAGAUACAAACACAGUCUUUCCUAAAAAAGUGGCUAGUUUAAUUAUUGAUGGAGUUUCAAGUUUUCCAUUAGAUAAAAUUGGCUCAAUAAUUUCAAAUGCUGAUCUCUCUGGAGAGCUAGACAUUAACAGAAUUGUUCAAAAGGCACGAGAACAUGCUAUUAAUAUGAUUCCUGAAUCGGAGGAAGAACAGUUAGAUCAAGUUUCAUCUGAAGAGGAAUAUCCUAUUAAAAUAGUUCCUCAUGUUGGGAAAAAACCAGUCAAAAUAGAUCCAAAAAUUAUUUCUGAACACUUAGCAGUUAUUUCUAUAAAAACUCAACCUCUUGAGAAACUUGAGGAGGAGUGUUUGAAAAGAACUGGACGUAGCAUAGCAGAACUGAGAAGAGCCUUAAUAAGUGGGAGAAAUUACUACUCAGAAUCACCGAAUUUAGAAAAUAGAAAGAGAGAAAGACGUACCUCAUUGGAUAAGACUGGAAGACUAAAUGUAAAACCCUUAGAGACUGUUCGCAGAAAUUCAUUUCCGAAUAUAAGAAAGCCUGAUAUUACAAGGGUGGAGCUCUUAAAAGAUGUGCAAAGCAAAAACGAUCUUAUUGUUCGAUUAGUGGUUCAUGAUAUUGAUCGAGUGGAUUUGGAAAACUACAUAAAAGAAGAACUCGAUUCUGAUGAAGAUGAAGUUGUUUUAAGAGAGACUGUGGCAGAAGAAGAAGGCAUCGAAGUAUUUAAAGAUCAAGUAAAAGUCAAGAAGCCAGAAGAAAACAAAGUUUCUCCUAAGUCAGCACUAAGCACUAGCAGACUGAAAAAGCUUUCGUCACUAAGUAAAUGCUGUCAGACCACAGCCAGUGCAAAUACUGAAAGUAUUGAAGCAACCUCAAAUCAGGUAAUAGAAUCUAAGGAGAAACAUGUUAAAAGAGCUGCUGCUGAGCUUGACAUGGCCAUAAAAAAAGCCAUGCCUGAAACAGCCUCUUCAUCUUGAAAGCCAUUGUGUAAGAAAGAAGAGAAGAAUCUUCUUACUGAACCACCACAUUACUUCAUACACAGAAUUAUGAGUUCAUCUUCAUACAACCAAGAAGAUCUCAUUUCAUCUACUGGUGAGGCUGAAGAUUGUCAUUCAGAUCCAAGUGCCAAAAUAUUAGAAGAAAGUUCUCAGGAACAAAAUCUAGAGAAUAGAAGCAGUGUUGAGUUUAUUACCAUCUUUGAAAGAUCCAAGGAUGUUGGCAAUGCAAGUUCUUCAAACAUUUCAGAAACUCCCAAGCCCGGUGUCUCCAAACAAGGAUCUAAAAUGCUGGCAAAAAUGUCUUCAGCUUUGUCAAAGGUGUUUUCUCGAUAUAAUACCAAUAUUUCCAGAUCUUCACCAACUCACCAUGAUGAGCACUAAAGCUUUUGUACCUGAUAUAAGCAUGCUUACUUCUCUUAGAAAAUAAAAUGAUUUUUAAAGCAUA